Chrysoperla carnea is the source of this 1187-nucleotide messenger RNA. RefSeq names its product cell wall protein DAN4-like. The annotation marks the transcript as partial. The transcript has a single exon. Lineage: Eukaryota; Metazoa; Arthropoda; Insecta; Neuroptera; Chrysopidae. The record is from RefSeq and is a predicted model, not a curated record.
CCCGAAUUAACAACUUCACCAGAAUCAACAACCCUAUCAGAAUCAACAACUUCACCAGAACCAACAACUCCACUAGAACCAAGAACUUCGCCAGAACCAACAACUCCACUAGAACCAAGAACUCCACCAGAAUCAACAACUACACCAGAAUCAACAACUUCAACAGAAUCAACAACCCUAUCAGAAUCAACAACUUCACCAGAACCAACAACUCCACUAGAACCAAGAACUUCACCAGAACCAACAACUCCACUAGAACCAAUAACUCCACCAGAAUCAACAAGUACACCAGAAUCAACAACUUCAACAGAAUCAACAACCCCACCAGUAUCAACAACUUCAACAGAAUCAACAACUCCACCAGAAUCAACAACUUUACAAGAACCUACAACUUCGCAACAAUCCACAACUCCACCAGAAUUAACAACUUCAACAGAUUCAACAACUCCACCAGAAUCAACAACUUCAACAGAAUCAACAACUCCACCAGAAUCAACAACUUCAUCCGAAUUAACAACUUCACCAGAAUCAACAACCCUAUCAGAAUCAACAACUUCACCAGAACCAACAACUCCACUAGAACCAAGAACUCCAUCGGAACCAACAACUACACCAAUCCCAACAAGUCCACCAGGUCAAUCAAAUCCGGUAAAUUCUUCAAAUACACUAGAUCUCUAAGAUCAACCAGAUAAACCGCUAUUCGAAGCUCUCGUAACAGGACCUUCACCGACAGGAAGUGGGUGAAUAUUUGACGUUGAAACAUCCAUUUCGUUUAAAUGCAGCAACUAUGGUCUUAUACACUCUUAAUAAAUCUUGACCUGAUGUGAAUAUUGUUGUGAAAUAAGAGAAAACACGUCGAUUUAGAUAUCGAGGGGGAAAUUCAAAAACGCUAUCUAGAGAAUUUUCACCCACAUCCCUAACUUUGAAAUUUCAAAUGGCACCCCCUACCUUGCUAUACUUCAAAGAAAGAGCAUAAAGAAUGGGCAUAAGGAAAGGGCAUAAAAUUAUCUAUUCAACCAUGAUAAAAAAAAUGAAUUCGAUCGAUGGUUCUCAAGAUUACACAGAAGACUACACAGAAGAUGGAAGCUAUCCAUUUUAAUAACUUUAUGAAUGAAAACACGUCGAUAUAGAUAUGAACGAGGAAGUUCAAAAAUGGUACUUACAAAAUUUUAGGUUUUAACCCUGCA